AUGCUGAAGAAAGAAGAUAUUCCCACGGAAGAGACUACUUCCAUCACAAAAGGAAAAAUCUACCGGUACUUGCAUGCCGUAGAUGCAUUGGGCGUGGAAGAAAGAGGAAUCGAGCGUGUGACUCCAGAAGAACGACUUGGAGGCCCAGUGUGGAAAAGAUACGUUGAUGUUUUGGGCCUUUGGUUUGCUGGAUGUGGCGGUGUCACCACCAUGUCGCCAUUUUUCUACCCCACCCUUCUGUACGGCUUGAGCAUGAAGCAAUCUCUCAUUGCCGGACUCAUUGGAAUAAACCUUGGGUGUCUUGUGCCAGCAUACUGUGCCACUAUGGGACCCAAAUCGGGAUGCCGGCAGAUGGUCACGGCCCGGUUUAUUUUCGGCCAGUGGGGUGUCAAGUUUAUUGCGUUGAUUGGUAUAUUGGGCGGAAUCGGAUGGUCGGUGGUCAAUUGUGUGGUUGGUGGCCAGAUGCUUUCUGCUAUUUCCGGCACACCGCUAUCCACCGGAAUCAUCGUUGUGGUGGUGGUGAGUUGGGUCAUUGCCGUGUUCGGAAUCCGGGUUUUGCUCCGGUUCCAGACGGCCGUGGCCAUUCCAACAAACUUGGCCAUUCUUUUGUUCUACAUUGUGGUGGGAAAGAAAACUGGCUACAUCAGCCAGUCCAACGCCAUGGCCCGUGAACUAGGCUACUCGUCUCUUACACGCACCGGAAAUUGGCUUUCCUACUUCACCAUAGCCUACUCCACCACUGCUACAUGGGGAGGUUCGGCCUCAGACUACUACAUUUUGUUUCCAGACAAUACGUCCGACCUUAAGGUUUUCUUGGUGACGUUUUUUGGUAUUGCUGUGCCGUCGAAUUUCGCUGCUAUCGUUGCCACUUUGGCCGGCUCGAUUGCCUACUCCAACACCAAAUGGGCGGACGCAUACUCCAAAUACUCCAUUGGAGGAAUCAUGGCCGAGGCAUUUUCUGUUUGGGGCAAUUUCGGCAAGUUUGUUGUGGUGGUGUUGUACAUUUCUCUCGCAUGUAAUACCAUCAUCAACACUUAUUCCGGAGCAUUUCUGUUCCAGCUUAUCGAUGUGUACUUGGCUCGUGUGCCUCGGUGGAUUUGGGCAACUCUGAUUUCUGCUAUUUAUUUGGCCUGUUCUCUUGCUGGCCGGGAACAUCUUUCCGAUAUCAUUGGCUAUGUUUUGCCCAUGCUUGGCUACUGGAUCUCCAUGUACAUCGCCUUGCUUUUGGAGGAGAACUUCUUGUUCCGGCGCAAAAACGCCCGUGAGAUCCACUAUCGGGAGUUUGAAGGAGACGAAAAGAGCUCAUUCUACAGUUGGGAAAAAUGGGACAAGCCCAAAUACCGUACUGCUGGUUUUGCCUGUGCCUUGUCCUUCGGCUGUGGUGUGGUGGGUGCUGUGAUGGGAAUGAACCAGAAAUACUACAUUGGGCCGAUUUCCAAAAAAAUCGGCGAGUUCGGAGGUGACAUUGGAAUGUGGCUUUGCAUGGGAUUCACGGCCGUCACAUAUCCAGGCUUGAGAUGGCUCGAGUUGAAGAAAAUGGGCCGCUAA
This is a messenger RNA of Clavispora lusitaniae ATCC 42720, 1548 nucleotides long. RefSeq names its product Fcy24p (gene FCY24). Gene Ontology annotation, biological process: transmembrane transport. The record is from RefSeq and is a predicted model, not a curated record. Lineage: Eukaryota; Fungi; Ascomycota; Pichiomycetes; Serinales; Metschnikowiaceae. Gene Ontology annotation, molecular function: transmembrane transporter activity. Gene Ontology annotation, cellular component: plasma membrane; fungal-type vacuole membrane.